GGAAGUGCACGUGAGCUCAAACUGAUUGAUAAAGUCCGGUUUCGCGAAAAUAAUUUACGUUCAGGUUAUAAAAUAGUUGAAGUGGGAUUUGAAAUAACUUUUGAGAAAAAUGUGAAUUUGACGAUUAGGUCGUAGAUGAGUUUUAAAGUUUAUUGUAUGUUCUUUGUAACUUUUUUAAAACACUGUGAAUUAGUUUUGUGGUUUUGUUUGUGCGAAUGCAAAACUAUCGUUCUUGAAAACUUCAGUUAGGUAACCGGUCCCAAAAGGAUAGAGGCGUUAUUCCGGUGAGCCGAGUCCAGAACUUCAGCCCUCAUGAAGCUAGCCAACCAUGAGUGCUUGGUGCUGUGUCGUGAUCAUAGUCACCUCGAUAAGUACCGGAUGCCUCUCCCCGGCCCCUAUGAAUGCUGAAAUCAAGGAGACAUAUGAUCGACAUUAUUGGUAUGCCCAAGCGCAAGAGACACUCCAAAAGCGCCUUCAGUACGCAACUGGCAAGAAUCCUGUGGCAAAAAACGUGAUACUUGUGGUAGGAGACGGCAUGAGUUUGACUACGACCACAGCGGCCAGAAUACUUCGAGGACAGAGACGUGGUCAAAGUGGAGAAGAUACAGAUCUAGUUUGGGACACAUUUCCAGCAGUUGCACUUGCUAAGACGUACAACGUGGAUGCUCAAACAGGCGAGUCUUCAGCAUGUGCCACUGCCCUUCUCUGUGGGGUGAAGGCAAGAUACGAGACGUUGGGAUUAGAUGCUGGUGGUCGAUUCAACAAUUGCGCUUCCGCAAUCAAUUCUAAAGUGACGUCAUUGAUUGAUUGGGCGCAUGAAGCUGGUAAAUCUAGUGGAAUAGUAACAACAGCUAGAAUAACGCACGCCACACCAGCCGCAUUAUACGCUCAUGCACCAUCUCGGUAUUGGGAAGACGACAGUCGUGUUCCACCAACCGUGAGACGCGACUGUAAAGAUAUCGCCAUGCAACUGGUUGAAAACGAGCCUGGCCGAAAUAUCAAUGUUAUUAUGGGAGGUGGCAGAAGACAUUUCUUACCAACAGUGACGGCGGAUCCUGAGCACCCAACUCGUGAAGGAAGAAGACUAGAUGGAAGAAAUCUUGCCGAAGAUUGGGCAAGAGAAAAGAAAAGAAGACAUUUACGCGCUCAAUAUAUUCAUUCUAAGGAGCAGUUAGCUAAACUAGAUCCAAGAACAGUUGAUUUCGUUUUAGGAUUAUUUGAAUACUCGCAUAUGGAAUUUAAUGCGGAAAGAGGAGCAGUUGCUGAUGGGGAAGAAGACUCCGGUUCGACUAGUAACGUGAAGGCUGAAGAUCCUUCUUUAGCUGAUAUGACGCGAGCAGCUUUAUCAAUAUUAAUAAAGAAUGAUAAAGGGUUUCUACUUUUACUAGAAGGAGGUAGAAUAGAUCACGCACAUCAUUAUAAUAACCCUUAUCGGGCUCUGGAUGAAACAUUAGAACUAGAGACAGCUCUUUUAGCAGCAUUGGAGAAAGUUAAUCCAGCUGAAACUCUUAUAGUAGUCACAGCCGAUCAUGGUCACGUUAUGACAUUUGGUGGACAAGCUACUCCAAGGGGUCAUCCCAUAUUAGGAACAGACACCGUACCAUCAGACAUUGACGGUUUCAAGUACACAACUCUUUUAUAUGGAACUGGUCCUGGUCAUUCGGAACCAAGAGCAGUGCCUUUAAAUGGAACAACAAGUUCCUCAGUAGAUGCAGUUCACGCAUCUGCUGUUCCCAGGCAAUGGUCCACACAUGGGGGUGAAGAUGUACCUGUUUAUGCAUUAGGGCCCAUGGCAACGAUAUUGUUCACUGGUGUUGUGGAACAAAGUUAUAUUCCACAUGCAAUAGCGUACGCCGCAUGCCUAGCUCAUCAAUCUCGGCGGUGCUCAGAAACGGGCUACAAUUUCACGAAACCACAGGUAAAAAUACCUGCCUGUGUUCCACCAGAGGUAAGCAGUAUUUCAGCACCAGAUGAAACAAGAAGGGAGGUGUUAAGUGGAAGGCGUGUUGUUGUUGCUUCUAGCGUUAUGUCGGACGAGCGAGCUCCGAGACCCGCUUCAGCGCCUUCUAAGUCUUUGUUUAACGCCUAUUUAAUUGCAAUAUUUGUUUCUAUAACAAGAACUUUAUUUUAAUCAAGUAUACGCAAUAAUGUAAAUUGUAAAUCAAUGUAAGAUUCACUGCAUCAUACAACUUCAUCAUGAUCAUAAUGAGGAUAGUUUUUGAAUUGUUAAAUUUGAAUCUGAUGUUUUAAAAUGAAAAUAUUGGAAUACAGAUAGCAGAAUUUGUACAUUUUGUAGUCAUUCAAUUCGAAAAUAUGUCAAAAUUUUCCAAUUUUCUGCCUUUGAAGUGAAACAAAUUCGGGCGUCAUUAAUUUAAUUUAACUGCGCUUUAGGGAAUAACGAAAGUACACUACGAUAUUAUUUGCAUUUUAGAGUUAAACAUUUAAACUUCCUAGUACAAACAAAUCUUUUCAGAAUUUUCUUUUCAAAUUAUCAUGUUGUAAAGCUGCAUUUGUUUCAGUGCCUAUAUUUACAAAGCAUUCCUAGGAUGCACAUGUAUCUUAAAAUUGAACCCAUUCGUUUCCAAGCAAAUUAGUUGAUUAAGUAUCUUCUAAGAUACUAAAGAGAAAAGGAACAGUUUGUAACAUAUAUUUUAUCAUUAAAUAUUUUAUAUUAUGUGUAUGUAGUUAAAUUUCAUGUGUAAAAAUGUUUCAUAUCAACGAAAUAUAUAGUUUCAUAAGAGAUACGUAUCUAACCCCUUUAUUGAUAAUGGUCCGCUAACUUAAAACAGCUGCUAUAUAUGUAUAAUGAGAAAUAACACUUUGUAAAGUGUUAUUUCUCAUUCUGACUUAGGUCAAUAGAAGAAGACAGAGUGAGAAUUAGCAAUGCUUUAAAUUAGAAGACUAUUAUGAAUAAGGGGGUAAGAGUCUCCACUCUCAAUAAGUUUUACACAAGCAUUUAUUAUUACUCUAAGAAUAUUUUGAGAGCUAGAUGAAUCUUCUGUAUAUUUUUCUAUUGAGUAUAGAACCAUCUAUUCAUAAAAAUACAACCCAUCUAACGUGUAUUUUUAUAAAUUUCUACUGUACUUCUGUAGAGCGUAAAGUUAUAUUAUGUCUAUCUCUAAACUUCUCUUAAUACAGAAUGUAAAUAAAAUGGCAUAUAAUAAUAUAAUUAAUAAUUUCUAAGAAAUUUUUGUAAGUAUAUUAGCUUGGUACUAAUUGGUUUAUCCUUUUAAUACAAAUUUCAUUUCAUUUCAUUCAUUUCUGAUUAAACUAUUCAUUCAGAUUUAUGUUUAAAUAAACAACUUUUUAUAUGAAAAUCACGGUAUUCUCUGUUCAAAUAUCAUUUCUCAAAAUUAGGUCAAGGCUUUCUAAUGAAUUGGAGGUAAUUUCAAAAAGGUGUCGCAACUUAUUGUAAAUUUUCAAACUAAUCAACUUUUAGAAUGUAUUCAUUUCUUAACCUUUAAAAAUUUGCUAAUAUUAUUAUACAGCGACAAACUCGGAUAUAUUUAGAAAUAAUUUAUGAAAUAUGAACAGAUUAUUAAAUACAGCAUAAAAUAAAUUAUCUAUAACAAAAGACGCGAUUUUUUAGGGUUAUUAAUUUUGUUUAAUUGAUUAUAAUGUAAUGCAAAACUUAUUUAAUGUAAUAGUUUAUAUGAGUUCAUCUCCUAACUUAUUAAUGUUUCUCUUAAAAAGAUAAACACUCACAUUUAUUGUAUAUAUAAUAUUAAUUGUACAUAAA
Messenger RNA from Leptidea sinapis, 3739 nucleotides. RefSeq names its product alkaline phosphatase-like. The record is from RefSeq and is a predicted model, not a curated record. The transcript is spliced from 12 exons. Gene Ontology annotation, molecular function: alkaline phosphatase activity. Gene Ontology annotation, biological process: dephosphorylation. Lineage: Eukaryota; Metazoa; Arthropoda; Insecta; Lepidoptera; Pieridae. The coding region runs from base 329 to 2131 and encodes 600 amino acids.